GAGAGGAGGAAGGGCUAUGCAAAUGAGCCCCCCUUUCUUUUAAAGGGUUUGUCCCAGCCCCUGGCACCUUGGGUUGCUAGAGGGAAGGACAGGAUGGAGAUGGUGCUGAGGAGGUUCCUUCUCCAGGUGGCUGUGCUAGGUGCUCUGCUGCCUGUGGGGGCCACAGGAUCCAGAGACCAGGACUGGCCUGGUGUCUCAAGGCAGCUCAGAACCAAAGCCUGGAACAGGCAGCUAUAUCCAGCAUGGACAGAUGUCCAGGGGACUGACUGCUGGAGAGGUGGCCAAGUGUCCCUGAAGAUUAGUAAUGAUGGGCCAACUCUGGUUGGGGCAAAUGCCUCCUUCUCUACUGCUCUGCACUUCCCUGAAAGCCAAAAGGUGCUGGCGGAUGGGCAGAUCAUCUGGGCCCGCAAUGCUACCAUCAAUGGGAGCAAGGUAUGGGGAGGACAACCAGUGUAUCCUCAGGAUCCUGAUGACACCUGCAUCUUCCCUGAUGGUGGACCCUGCCCAUCUGGCCCUUGGUCUCAGAGGAGAAAUUUUGUCUAUGUCUGGAAGACCUGGGGCCAAUACUGGCAAGUUCUGGGGGGCCAAGUGUCCGGGCUGAGCAUUGGGACGGCCAGGGCAAGGCUGGGCACACACAUGAUGGAAGUGACCGUCUACCACCGUCGGGGGUCCCAGAGCUACGUGCCCCUCGUCCGCUCCCAAUCAGCCUUCACCAUCACUGACCAGGUGCCCUUCACUGUGAGCGUGUCCCAGCUGCAGGCCUUGGAUGGAGGGAACAAGCACUUCCUGAGGAAUCGACCUCUGACUUUUGCCCUCCAGCUCCAUGACCCCAGUGGCUAUUUGGCUGGGGCUGACCUCUCCUACACCUGGGACUUUGGAGAUAGUAGUGGCACCCUGAUUUCUCGAGCACUUGUGGUCACUCAUACUUACCUAGAAUCUGGCCCAGUCACUGUCCAGGUAGUGCUGCAGGCUGCCAUUCCUUUCACCUCCUGUGGCUCCUCCCCAGUUCCCCGCACCACAGAUGGGUACUUGUCAACAGCAGAGGCCUCUAGCACCACAGUUGGGCAAGUGCCUACUGAAGAAGUAGGAACUACACCUGGGCAGGGGCCAACUGCAGGGGGCACAGGCACUACUAUACCUGGGCAGGUGCCAACUGCAGAGAGCACAGGUACUACUACACCUGGGCAGAUGCCAACUGCAAAGGGCACAGGUAGUACUACACCUGGGCAGAUGCCAACCUCAGAGGUCAUAGGUACCACACCUGUAGAGAAGACAACUGCAGAGCACUCCAGAACCACAGCUGCUCAGGUAAUAACUACAGAGUUGGUGGAGACCACAGCUGGAGAGGUACCCAGCCCUGAGCCUGAGGGUCCAGAUGCCAGCCCAUUCAUGCCUACGGAGGAUAACACAGGUUCCCAGAGUCCCCUGCUGGAUAGCACAGCUGCCGUAAUCCUGGUGAAGCGACAAGUACCCCUGGAUUGUGUUCUGUAUCGAUAUGGUUCCUUUUCCCUCUCCCUGGACAUUAUCCAGGGUAUUGAGAAUGCUGAGAUCCUGCAGGCUGUGCCAUCUGGUGAGGGGGAUGCAUUUGAGCUGACUGUGUCCUGCCAAGGCGGGCUCCCCAAGCAAGCCUGUAUGGACAUCUCAUCGCCAGGCUGCCAACCCCCGGCCCAGCGGCUGUGCCAGCCUGUGCCUCCCAGCCCAGCCUGCCAGCUGGUUCUGCACCAGACACUGAAGGGAGGCUCGGGGAUCUACUGCCUCAAUGUGUCUUUGGCUGAUGCCAACAGCCUGGCAAUGGUCAGCACUCAGCUUGUCAUGCCUGGUCAAGAAGCAGGCCUUGGGCAGGCUCCCCUGUUUUUGGGCAUCUUGCUGGUGUUGAUGGCUGUGGUGCUUGCAUCUCUGAUCUAUAGGCGCAGGCUUAUGAAGCAGGUCUCAGCUGUCUCCCUUCCCCAGCUGCCACGGGGCACCACCUACUGGCUACGUCUGCCCCGGAUCUUCCACCGUUGCCCCAUCGGUGAGAGUAGCCCCCUCCUCAGUGGGCAGCAGGUCUGAGUACUCUCAUGCAAUGCCAGAUUUACCCGGGGUUAGCAACAACUCCUAUCUUCUCUAGGCUUCCCUUGAAGAUUACCAUUACCUGAAU
Messenger RNA from Choloepus didactylus (southern two-toed sloth), 2137 nucleotides. RefSeq names its product premelanosome protein (gene PMEL). Bases 94 to 2049 code for a protein of 651 amino acids. The transcript has 11 exons. Gene Ontology annotation, cellular component: melanosome. Gene Ontology annotation, biological process: melanosome organization. NCBI's taxonomy places the organism in Eukaryota, Metazoa, Chordata, Mammalia, Pilosa, Megalonychidae. The record is from RefSeq and is a predicted model, not a curated record.